GCAAACAACUUUCGAUUUCUUUAAUCCUUUUUUUGGUUCUGAAUAGCCAAAAAACCCCUUAAAAAAAAGAAACUUUUAAUUUCAACAAAAUCUUUAACCAAACGAACAAGAAUCAUCAAAUUUUGACCAUUUCUCCAUCCUUGGGUGUAUUUUUCCUCCUUCAGUUCCAGUGUCAACUUCAGUUCCUCCAUACUUCUUCUCCUCUCUCUUUCUCCUUUUCACAUCUCUAUCGCUCUCUCAAAUUCCCACCUUUUCCUUGCUGCUUGUUUUUUGUUUAUUUACUUUUAUUACAGAGACCAAAACGAUUAGUUUCUUUUAUGUAGUUGACGAGUUUUGGAAUUGAUUGUCGUGUUCUUCUUCUGGGUUUCUUUAUUCUGUGUCCUUUAUUUAUGGGAUUCCUUGAUUUUGCUUUAUAUUCUCCAAAAAGCAUCGGAUUGUAUUGUUCCAAUUCCAAUUUCGAAAUUCUACUCAACCCGUAAUGAUUAAUCAAUCAAAAGCCAAAAGGGCCCAGCUUUGAUAAAUCUCUUUGAUUAGGGUUUCUUCUCAGCAACAAUAUAUCUCGAAGUUUUGGUUUUUUUUUUUGGUCUUGUGUUGUUUUGUGGAAAAUGGGAUCCGCAAGUGGGUUUUACCCAAACGAAGAGUUCGAAUUGGAUCCUAAAUGGCUCGUUGAUCCUCGUCAUCUCUAUGUUGGUCCCAAGAUCGGUGAAGGUGCUCAUGCCAAAGUUUAUGAGGGAAAGUAUAGAAACCAAACAGUGGCAAUUAAGAUUAUAAAAAGAGGAGAAUCACCCGAAGAGAUUUCCAAAAGAGAUAACCGGUUUGCAAGAGAGAUCGCUAUGUUGUCCAAAGUCCAGCACAAGAAUUUGGUCAAGUUCAUCGGAGCGUGCAAAGAACCCAUGAUGGUUAUAGUUACAGAGCUUCUACUAGGCGGUACAUUGCGUAAAUAUCUAGUGAGCUUGCGGCCAAAGCGUUUAGAUAUACGUUUGGCUGUAGCGUUUGCUCUUGACAUUGCUCGCGCCAUGGAAUGUUUGCAUUCCCACGGAAUCAUUCACCGCGAUCUCAAACCAGAGAACUUGAUCUUAUCCGCAGAUCAUAAGACCGUAAAACUCGCUGAUUUCGGUUUAGCUAGAGAAGAAUCAUUAACAGAAAUGAUGACCGCAGAGACUGGUACAUACCGAUGGAUGGCCCCUGAGCUUUACAGUACGGUAACGUUAAGGCAUGGAGAGAAGAAACAUUAUAACCAUAAAGUAGAUGCUUACAGCUUCGCCAUUGUCUUGUGGGAACUCAUUCUCAACAAGUUACCCUUUGAAGGCAUGUCGAAUCUUCAAGCAGCUUAUGCCGCUGCUUUCAAGAACUUGAGGCCGAGUGCAGAAGAUUUACCAGGGGAUUUAGGGAUGAUUGUUACUUCGUGCUGGAAAGAAGAUCCAAACGAACGGCCAAAUUUCACGGAGAUAAUUCAUAUGCUCCUCCGUUACCUCUCCACUGUUUCGCCGCCACAGAUCGUUCCUCCUCCGGUUAGACGGGUUUUCUCGUCGGAAAAUGUAGUCUUGUCACCAGAAUCUCCAGGAACUUGUUCUCUGAUGGCUAUCGGAGACAAAGAUGGUUCUGGUCAGACCGUUAACACUGCUGAUUCGUCAGAGAAACAAAGGAAAGGAAGCUUCUUCUUCUGCUGCUCAUAG
Eutrema salsugineum is the source of this 1676-nucleotide messenger RNA. Its product is annotated as serine/threonine-protein kinase STY13. Gene Ontology annotation, molecular function: ATP binding; protein kinase activity. Gene Ontology annotation, biological process: protein phosphorylation. The record is from RefSeq and is a predicted model, not a curated record. The transcript is spliced from 6 exons. Bases 606 to 1676 code for a protein of 356 amino acids. NCBI's taxonomy places the organism in Eukaryota, Viridiplantae, Streptophyta, Magnoliopsida, Brassicales, Brassicaceae.